Molecule: messenger RNA, 1089 nt
Organism: Telopea speciosissima
Lineage: Eukaryota; Viridiplantae; Streptophyta; Magnoliopsida; Proteales; Proteaceae
Product: loganic acid O-methyltransferase-like
Exons: 3
Coding region: 1-1089 (362 amino acids)
Biological process (GO): methylation
Molecular function (GO): S-adenosylmethionine-dependent methyltransferase activity
Source: RefSeq, a predicted model, not a curated record
AUGGAAGGUGAAGAGACCAAAGCUUUUCCAAUGAAAGGUGGUGAUGGCCCUUAUAGCUAUGCCAAGAACUCCCACUAUCAGAAAACUUUUGUGGAUGCUGUGAAGGCAAUGAUAGAUGAAGCAAUUGCAGACAAACUUGACAUCAAACACUUCUCCACCACUUCAUCCCCAUUUCGCAUCGCAGAUUUUGGUUGUUCAGUUGGACCCAAUUCAUUAAAUUCGAUGAAGAACAUAGUAGAAGCCAUAGAAAUCAAAUAUCAUUCUGAGGGAUUGAGUUUGAAAAUCCCUGAAUUCCAAUUGUUCUUCAAUGACCAUUCUUCCAAUGAUUUUAAUACUCUCUUUGCCUCCUUCCCUCCUGAUAGACCAUACUUCAUAGCUGGUGUACCUGGUUCUUUCCAUGGCCGUUUAUUUCCAAAGGCCUCUCUCCACUUUGUGCAUUCCUCCUAUUCACUCAAUUGGCUCUCUAAGGUACCUAAAGAAGUGUUUGAUAAAAAUUCCUCUGCAUGGAACAAAGGGAAAAUCCAUUAUCCAACUUCUAAAAUUGAAGUGGUGGAGGCUUAUUCAACCCAAUUUGUUAGGGACAUGGAAUCCUUUUUGCUUGCUAGAGCACAAGAGCUUGUGUUUGGGGGUUUGAUGACCCUUAUUAUUCCAGGCCUUGCAGAUGGGUUUCCUAUUUCUAAAUCAUUUACAACAAUGUUAGAUCUUGUAGUAGGAUCUUGCCUUAUGGACAUGACCAAGAUGGGAUUAGUAAGUGAGGAUAAAGUGGACUCCUUCAAUUUCCCCAUAUACAAUCCAUACCUGCAAGAAAUGGAGAAAUUGAUAGCGAGAAACAAGAGUUUCAGCAUUGUUAGAUUGGAAGUGGUGGAUCGCGGUCAAGGGAAUGCCUCUACCCCCAGUGUGGAAGCAGCAACGAUGGGCUUGAGGGCUGUUACAGAAGAAAUCAUCAAGGAACACUUUGGAAGCGAAAUUAUAGAUGAGCUGUUCGAUCGGGUCUCUAAGAAGAUGAAAGAAUUUCCCCAUCUAUUGGAUAUCAGCAAGAAUGCAACUCAAAUAUUUGUUGUUCUCAAGCGAGAAGAUUAUGAUCCAUGA